Drosophila simulans is the source of this 384-nucleotide messenger RNA. RefSeq lists its product as uncharacterized. NCBI's taxonomy places the organism in Eukaryota, Metazoa, Arthropoda, Insecta, Diptera, Drosophilidae. Bases 51 to 356 code for a protein of 101 amino acids. The transcript is spliced from 2 exons. The record is from RefSeq and is a predicted model, not a curated record.
UUCUGAAUACGGUUUCAUCAGAGUGUGCAUCACCACAAAGUGAUUUGAAGAUGAAGUUGACACUCUGCUUCCUGCUGAUCCUGGGCUUUGUGAUAGUCCAUGGCCAAUCGAACGACUGCAAGGAGAUAAAGGAUAUUUGCACGAAAUGCAUCCAAAGACUUAAUGAUCCCUAUAACAAGGCGGACUUCAUAAAUAAAGAAUGCAGAAGAAAGGUUCGAGGCAGCUAUGUAUGGAAGGACCAGAAUCUUUGCGAACUUCAAGCGAUAGCUUGUUCGGUUCCGACACGAGCAAUGCUUUGUGUUGUCAUCGCCGAAGUUGCCAAAAUGCCCAAAGUGACUCCAAGACCUCCAGGAUAAUAAAUAUAGCAUAUGGCCAAAGCAUAUG